AUGACUCGUUCAGUUCCACCCGUAUCGCGUCCACUCCCUUCUCGCCGAGUCCCCAUGGCUGCGUCCGUCAAGGAGCAGAAAUAUCGGCACGUCCGUGCCACACUAUGCCGCGUCAUACGUGUUCCCACUUUUCCCAUCCAACUUCCUCACCUCAGGGAGAAAUCUUGGUCCAAUAUUGUCGUCAACGUCUCCGCCCGGAAGCAUCACGCGGAUCCAGACUAUUACAUCGAGCAACAGGACCUUGGAAUCACCGGUGAUGUCCAAGAGGGAGCGAGUAUGCUGAAAACUGCCCUCCUCGGGGUUCUUCGCCACACCUUCCCCCAGAGAAAUGCUGAACUCCACAAUUUACUACUUUCCGUAGUUAACUGCGAGGCCGUCAUGACGGCUAUCAUGGACGCGUUGAUAGGAAACAUGUCAUCCGAAGACGAUGGUGAACCAGUAUGUCUCGGCAAAAAUGCAGCGGUUGAUGCGUUCAGACUGUUGUAUCGGUCUUGCCAUUUGGAAACCGGUCACGCGGCGGCGAACGACUGGGCACUCGAGACGUUCGAGCCGUUGUUCAAGAUCGCGAAGGAUACGUGGGAGGCAGGGUCGUCGGCGUCGUCGGAGAAACUAUCCAGAAAUACCUCUGAGGUCGCCCCUGCACGAACUCGUCCGCACAUCCUUCGUGAACAACAGGCCCGCGACCGGUUACUGCUCAUAUCGAAGCGGAGGAACGAGAUCCUCGCUAAUGAGCUCCCUAAGGACAAGAAGCGUAAGAGGAAGAACAAGUCCAAGUUCAUGCGAGCGACGCCCACUCCGGCUCCUGUGGCACCUGCCCCUGGAUAUCCCGAGGUGACGGUAGUGGCCACUACAGUUGGCCAUGACUACCGUAUCGACUAUCUUCGCACAUGCACGUGUCUUCCUCCAGUUCCUUGGUGUUAG
Stereum hirsutum FP-91666 SS1 is the source of this 921-nucleotide messenger RNA. RefSeq lists its product as uncharacterized. Bases 1 to 921 code for a protein of 306 amino acids. NCBI's taxonomy places the organism in Eukaryota, Fungi, Basidiomycota, Agaricomycetes, Russulales, Stereaceae. The record is from RefSeq and is a predicted model, not a curated record. The transcript is spliced from 5 exons.